Molecule: messenger RNA, 1804 nt
Organism: Lactuca virosa
Lineage: Eukaryota; Viridiplantae; Streptophyta; Magnoliopsida; Asterales; Asteraceae
Source: the annotation of a GenBank genome assembly
AUUACUAAUUCAGAAUUCUUGCACUUAUUAAUUUGUAAUCUGCAAGAACCCUAAAAACCCCUUAAAAGAAUUCACAAAACUCUCGUAACACAGAUUUACUUUUCCCUCACCCAAAUUUGGCGUUAUUCAUUGCCAUGAACGCAGCAGCGACUUCUCAUGCUCUGCCCAGCGUGAAACUCUCAGAGUUGACAACCUCCAAAUUCAACCACAAUUCUUCGGUUGUGUGUUUCCAUAGAAAACAUCAAGUUUCUUUCUGCAGCCAUACAUGCAAAGCAUCUGGGAACUCCAAUUCAACUGUUAGCAACCUCCAGAAAUUAAAAUUAGAUGACCCCAUUAAGAACAUAGGCUUAGCUGGAAAGAGCUUUUGUUCUGUAGGGGUAUGCACACAUCCUUUGAGUGAAACUGAAUCUGAUUCACAUGUGGAGGAGGAAAAAGUUGGAGUAUUGCUUUUGAAUCUUGGAGGCCCAGAGACACUUGUUGAUGUUCAACCCUUUCUCUAUAACCUGUUUGCAGAUCCGGAUAUUAUCCGUCUACCAAGGUUGUUUCGUUUCCUACAACGACCUUUAGCACAAAUCAUUUCUGUAUUAAGAGCAAGAAAAAGUAAAGAAGCAUAUGCCUCAAUUGGAGGUGGUUCACCUUUGAGAAAGAUAACAGAUGAGCAGGCUGCUGCUCUAAAAUCAGAACUUGAAGCAAAGAAAUUACCUGCUAAUGUCUACAUUGCAAUGCGUUACUGGCAUCCUUUCACUGAAGAAGCUGCCCAACAGAUUAAGAGUGAUGGGAUCACGAGGCUUGUGGUGCUGCCUCUUUACCCUCAGUUUUCUAUUUCAACAACCGGAUCAAGUAUACGUGCACUUCAAAACAUCUUUAGGGAAGAUAAAGUUUUGUCUAAGCUUCCUGUUGCCAUUAUCCAGUCUUGGUAUCAACGAUAUGGUUAUAUAAAGUCUAUGGCUGACUUGAUUGAAGAGGAAUUGCAAAGUUUUAAUAAACCUCAAGAGGUAAUGAUAUUCUUCAGUGCUCAUGGGGUGCCACAGACGUACGUUGUUGAUGCUGGUGAUCCAUAUAAAUUUCAGAUGGAGGAAUGCAUCGACUUGAUAAUGCAGGAACUUAAAGCAAGAGGAAUUGAAAAUAAUCAUAGAUUGGCUUAUCAGAGUCGAGUUGGGCCUGUGCAGUGGUUGAAACCAUACACUGAUGAAGUUCUCGUUCAGCUUGGCCAACAAGGUGUCAAGAGUCUUCUUGCAGUUCCUGUUAGCUUUGUGAGCGAACACAUAGAGACACUGGAAGAAAUAGAUAUGGAGUACAAGGAGUUGGCCCUGAAUUCAGGUGUUGAAAACUGGGGUCGGGUCCCGGCUCUUGGGUGCACCACUUCCUUCAUUGCUGACCUGGCGGAUGCAGUGAUUGAGGCGUUACCUUCUGCUACAGCCAUGUCAGCAUCCUCAUCAUCAUUAAUCAGUAGCAGCAGCUCUCAAGAAUUUAAGCGUGAUCCUGUUGGAUACGCGAUGAAGAUAUUUGUUGGUUCCUUUUUGGCGUUUAUUCUGCUUUUAUCUCCCAGAAUGCUGUCCGCAUUCAGGAAGCCUGUUGUUUAGAAGAGUUUGGAUGAGGAGUAAUAAUCAGCUACGCAAAUAAUUAUCUUUGAAACUUUGCUUUUGUUGCAUUUUACGGAUCGGUUUUGGAACAUGUGAGAUAUUUUUGCAAACAGGACAUGUAGAUAUGAAAUGGGAAAAAAGGGUUAUGUUGUUCCCAUGUGCGUAUCGGUAUCACCCACAAUAAAUUGAUAAAGCUUGUAAUUAAUUAUAUAUAUUUGAAC